AUGGAACUGUUUGGGCAGUGGGAAGAUCUGCCUAUGGAUGCGAGAGCGUCUAAGGCCCCGCUUCCUCACGAAGAAUUUGACAACUACUUUGAAGCCUACAAUGAGAUCGACAACCUAUUUAACGAGACUUUGACCGGACUUCAAGACUUGGAUGUUCCAUCAGGAUUUAUGAAUAACAAUACUCGCAAAACACAUCAGGCGAAGCACAGCCGCCAGCUUAGUGGAACUGCCAUCUUUGGGUUUGCUGAACAUACCAGAGAGCUUUCGUUAGGAGGUGGUAUACUUGGUGACCUUCAUCGUCCUAAACCUUCAACUGAUAUAAGCAAGUACAUUUCUCCCGGCGAGAUUUUGAACUUACACCAGCGAGCUGGAGAAUCGCUGCCAAACCUGGCAAAACCAAUUCAUUUGGCAGAGCAAGAUGAGAUUGAAUUUGAAAACCAAAACCAAAAGGAACUGGAAAAGAACAAGGAGAAACUGGAUUACCUUGUGACGAACAACAAUCCAAAGUCUUACAAGUUUCCACCAUCACCACCUGCAGAUACUCAAGCUCCAGUCUGCAGCAGCACUCCUUCCAUGAACAGGUUCUCUGCCAAAUACUUGCAGGAAAUCAACAGCAAAGAUGAUGGUUCAAAGCAGCAAUAUGUCGAUGAUAUCGAGCCAUUACUCUAUGAGGCAAACUUUGAGGACCCUUCUCCUUCUGAAAAUGCUUCUCCUUCAUACCAAUACAACCAUAGAUCACUGAGGAGUCCAGAGCCUGUUUAUAAAUACGUUCCAAUCCCAGCGCAACAACCUCAAGGCGCCAUUUUCAGACCUCAGCAGAUUGCCUUGAACAAGAAUCAGAACUCAAUUUUACCUCCUCCUUCACCACCCACCUUAUCCAAUGGUUCACCAGAUUGGCAAUCUUCGCCGGAACCGCAAUCACCCUCACCUUCGAGGUCUUAUAUGGCACCAGGAGGAAACAGUUUGUUUUCUUCACCAGUCCACCAGCAAUUGGGUCCCCAGCGUCAACUUUACCAGCCACAAUUUUUCUCAGACAAUGACUUGUUGUAUCAAGAAGACAAGCAAAACUACAGCUCUCCUUAUGCCAACCAGGUUGCCCAUGCGUUCAACUCGUCUCCAUUAAGGAACAACAUGACAAACAAUAUGUCAAACAAUAUGACUCCCACAAGACAUAUGGCUGCAAAUGAUGACACUAUCGACGCAAACGUAACCAUAUCUCAACUCACUCCCCUCAAAAGCCAGUUCCCAAUGACUCCAAGAAAGAAAGAUAGAGUUGGACUAGAAUGGAGUCCUGUUAUUUCACCCCAUCCUCGAGUAAAUACAACUCAAGGUGUUAGAGAUGCAAUCCAACAAUCGUCACCCAAAAAGAGAGUUGCGAAAACUUCCUUGUUACCUCCAGGAGAGCUCGACCAGUAUUGGGUAGGCCCAGAUGAGGAUAAACAAUUCACUUGUACUUACCAGGAUUGUGGAAAGAAAUUUACCAGAAGAUAUAAUGUUCGAUCUCAUAUUCAAACCCAUUUGAGCGACCGACCUUUUGCAUGUGCCUACUGUCCCAAAAAGUUUGUAAGACAGCACGAUUUGAAUCGUCAUGUUAAAGCACACCUUGAAAAUAGACAUUGCAAGUGUCCUUGCGGUAAAGUGUUUUCUCGACUAGAUGCUAUGAGGAAACACCAGGCUCGAAAUAUAUGCUCUGGUGGAGUUUACAGUGAUGACAAUCACCAUAUUCUGAAACCGAAGAUUCACGGUCGCCCCGAGGUGCUCGAUGUACUUACGUCGGAUCGUUUAACUGAGGAGAUCAAUUCAGCUCUUAAGCAAGACUACGCUUAG
Meyerozyma guilliermondii ATCC 6260 is the source of this 1827-nucleotide messenger RNA. RefSeq names its product DNA-binding transcription factor (gene ACE2). The transcript has a single exon. The coding region runs from base 1 to 1827 and encodes 608 amino acids. The record is from RefSeq and is a predicted model, not a curated record. Lineage: Eukaryota; Fungi; Ascomycota; Pichiomycetes; Serinales; Debaryomycetaceae.